AUGGCCGAGGACAAGUCAAAGCCUAAAGGUGCGAUGAAUGCUUAUGCACUGUUUUUACAAUCUAUGCAUGCUGAUCAUAAGAAAAAACAUCCUAAUGUUAGUUUGGAUUUCAAGACAUUUUCAAAAGAGUGCUCCGAACAAUGGAAGACUCUGUCAGCUAAGGAGAAGAAAAAGUUCAAAGAUUUGGCUGAUAAGGACAAAGAACGUUACAAAAGUGAAAUGGAGCACUAUGAGCCCCCGGCAGAUGAAGGCCGUGGCAAGAAGAGGAAGAAAGAUCCAAAUGCACCAAAGAAAGCAUUGUCCGCAUUCUUCCUUUUCUGCCAAGAUGAAAGACCUAAGGUGAAAUCUGAGAAUCCUGACUGGAAAGUGGGUGACAUUGCCAAAGAAUUAGGAAAAAGAUGGGAGAAUUGUAAAAACAAAGCUAAAUACGAAAGUUUGGCGCAGGUGGAAAAACAGCGUUAUGAUAAGGCGAUGCAGAAAUACAAGGCUGGCAAAAAGCCCAAAACAGAAGAUGACGAAUAA
Messenger RNA from Trichobilharzia regenti, 522 nucleotides. The record is from the annotation of a GenBank genome assembly. NCBI's taxonomy places the organism in Eukaryota, Metazoa, Platyhelminthes, Trematoda, Strigeidida, Schistosomatidae.